AUGCGGCUGAAUAGCAAUACGGUGCUUGUGGGCACACGUGUGGUCCUGGUACCUUACCGUGCUCAGCAUGUUGCCAAAUAUCAUACGUGGAUGCAGGAUGCUGCGUUACAAGAACAAACUGCAUCGUCGCCGCUUUCGCUGGAGGAUGAUGAUACGCGCGUAGACGCAUGGAUAGCUGCGUGUCCAAUGAUCGGCGAUGUCAAUGUGUUUCUUGGCGAGCGAGACGAGGAGGAAGAUAUAGUAUGCGGCGAAAUGGAAGUGAUGAUUGCCGAGCAUGCCUACCGCAGGCAGGGAUUUGCGAGCGAGGCGUUGCAACUACUCAUGCACUACAUUACGAUGGUACGCGCCGAACCGUUUCCAUUACAUCCUACACACCUCUUUGCACGCAUCGGAUUGGCCAAUGCGCCGAGUAUCGCGCUCUUUGAACGGCUCGGUUUUGUUCGUUUCAAAGAGAAUACAGUAUUCCAAGAAGUGGAAGUACGUGCACGCGCCGACCGUUUCCAACGGAGGGCGCCGGACGCCGUCCUAACGUGGGAAGGGUAG
Messenger RNA from Malassezia vespertilionis, 543 nucleotides. RefSeq lists its product as uncharacterized. Gene Ontology annotation, biological process: protein acetylation. Gene Ontology annotation, molecular function: N-acetyltransferase activity. The coding region runs from base 1 to 543 and encodes 180 amino acids. NCBI's taxonomy places the organism in Eukaryota, Fungi, Basidiomycota, Malasseziomycetes, Malasseziales, Malasseziaceae. The record is from RefSeq and is a predicted model, not a curated record. The transcript has 3 exons.